Linum tenue is the source of this 923-nucleotide messenger RNA. The record is from the annotation of a GenBank genome assembly. NCBI's taxonomy places the organism in Eukaryota, Viridiplantae, Streptophyta, Magnoliopsida, Malpighiales, Linaceae.
UACUUGGUUCGCAAAGCGUCGCUAUUUAUCAGUCUCCUAGUUCUCGAAACAUCCACCACUGCGGAGGAGCACGUCAGUCCAUCCACCACCAUCUUGCGCGGAACGAACCGGCGAAAUUUUGUUCGAGUGGUAGAAUCAAUGGCGGGAGCGAGAGGAAUUUUGCUGAAGCACCUCCGAGUGAAGGUGCAAGCCUUCCCGCAAAACCCUAAACCCAACAACGGCCUCUUCGGCCUCUCUUUCAAUGCGAUUCUGCGCCAAUUCUCCGAGGCGGUUCGGGGCUCCUUCCUCGACAAAUCGGAGGUCACAGAUCGUGUCGUCAAUUGUGUCAAGAACCUUCAGAAGGUCGAGCCUUCGAAGGUAACACCGAACGCCCAUUUCCAGAAUGAUCUUGGCCUUGAUAGCUUAGACACGGUGGAGAUUGUGAUGGCUCUUGAAGAAGAGUUCGGGUUCGAGAUACCAGACAAUGAAGCAGAUAAGAUCAACUCCAUUAGUCUUGCUGUUGACUUUAUAGCUUCACACCCUCAAGCCAAGUAGAGAAAACAAGCGAAUCCGUAUUCAUCUGUUUCAUGGGUUUCGAUUGUUUCACCAUGAACAGUUCAGCUACGCCGGUAUAAUGCUCCUGGUUUCCGAGCCUAUUUGUCUUUGGAGGUAGAGGAUUUGAUUUGGUCUAUCUUUCUCCUUGUUUCGAAGAUUUAGUCGUGUUGUUGGUCAGCUGUUUCUGAACUCGGGUUGAAACUCGAGUGUUGCGCCUCCGUUGGAGGAUAUGUGAUGGUGCAACUGUAAUGAGCCGAAUUUACUAGUUCAUUUGCCAUUUGGAAUCCUCCCAUGUCAAUAAAAUUUGCGUAAAAAAUGUUGAUGAGUUCUCCUUGUUCCAGGCAUUAUGGGUAUAUUGCAUGUGUUUAUCACUAGCGCUUUUUCUCGUC